CAAGCGAAACAGGAAAGAGAAAGCCAUCGAGCAGGUUGGCGAGCCCGCAGCCUGACGUUAAUUGAUCCCGGUGUGUUCAGCCAUCCAGUGUUUUGCAUCGAGUUGUUAGCGUUGGCUAGGGUGCCUAGCUAGCGAAGCAAGUUAGCCAAUGAUUCCUCUACGCUGGGUGCUACGUGACUUCGCUACGCUGCAUCAGCUGCUGGUUUGCUAGUUAGCUGAUUAGCGAGCCGAAUUUCGUUAGCUACCGUAAUGUUAAUAUCCCAUGGUUCAGCAAAUAACCACGGGAGCUCGAUAUCACAAUUUGAUAACUCAAGUUUCCAACUGUUAGUCAAUGUUAUCUCAGUGACGAGCUGACUAAGCGACCCCUGCCGCCAUGUCUGUGGAAAGCCCGAUGGCCCAGAACCCGGGCUGUAAGAUCAUGACCUUCCGGCCCACCAUGGAGGAGUUCCAGGACUUCGCCAAGUACAUCACCUACAUCGAGACCCAGGGCGCCCAUCGAGCCGGCCUGGCAAAGGUGAUCCCGCCAAAGGAGUGGAAACCGCGGCGAUCGUACGACACCAUCGAGGAGAUGGUGAUCCCAGCUCCCAUCAUGCAGGUGGUGACAGGCCAGUCCGGCCUCUUCACCCAGUACAACAUCCAGAAGAAGCCCAUAACUGUGGGGGAGUACCGCAAGCUCGCCAACAGCAAGAAGUACUGCACUCCUCCACACAAAGACUUUGACGACCUGGAAAGGAAGUACUGGAAGAACCUGACCUUCGUGUCGCCCAUAUACGGAGCCGACAUCAGCGGCUCGCUCUACGACCCGGACAUCGGGGAGUGGAACAUCGGCCGGCUCAACACGCUGCUGGACAUGGUGGAGCAGGAGUGCGGCAUCGUGAUCGAGGGAGUCAACACGCCCUACCUCUACUUCGGCAUGUGGAAGACCACCUUCGCCUGGCACACCGAGGACAUGGACCUCUACAGCAUCAACUACCUGCACUUCGGAGAGCCCAAGUCCUGGUAUGCCAUCCCCCCAGAGCAUGGGAAGAGGUUGGAGAGACUGGCCCAAGGGUUCUUCCCCGGCAGCUCCCAGGGCUGUGACGCUUUCCUCCGGCACAAGAUGACCCUGAUCUCCCCCUCCAUACUGAAGAAGUACAGCAUCCCCUUCGACAGGAUCACGCAGGAGGAGGGCGAGUUCAUGAUCACGUUUCCGUACGGCUACCACGCCGGGUUCAACCACGGCUUCAACUGCGCAGAGUCCACCAACUUCGCCACGCUCCGCUGGAUCGACUACGGCAAGAUGGCCACACAGUGCUCCUGCCGUAAGGACAUGGUGAAGAUCUCCAUGGACGUGUUCGUGCGCUGCCUGCAGCCGGACCGCUACGACCUCUGGAAGCAGGGCAAGGACACGACCAUGCUGGACCACCAGAGGCCCACCGUCCUCUCCAGCCCUCAGCUGGAGCUCUGGAGGGAGACCCGCGUCACCUACCGGGACCGGCUGCUGCAGAGAGCCAUGCAGAAGAAGCAGCAGCUGCGGCGGCUGAAGCUGGAGGAGGUGAAGGUGCUGGUGGAGGAGGGCGUGGAGCUGGACCUGGCCGAGUACCAGCAGCAGGUGGAGCAGAAGGAGGCGCAGAGGAGACAGGAGCGCGCCGAGAGGAUGGCCCAGGAGGCGCUCCGGGCCCUGGAGGACAUGGAGAACCAGGAGCGGGAGGUGCAGGGCGAAGAGGCCCCCGAGGGCGCGGGAGAGCAGACGGCGGACGGGGAGAAGAAGAAGAAAAAGAAGAAGAAGAAGAAGAGGCUGGCGGCCUCCCUGCUGGAGGAGGCGCUGCAGGACGGGGCAGACCUCCUCCCCACGCUCUUCAUCCAGCACAAGCCCAAGAAGGGCGCCUCGCCCAAGGGCCACCUCUCCUUCCAGGAGGCCUUCGAGCGCUUCGCCACCAACUCGGCCCUCCCCGCGCCCAAACCCGAGGUCAGCGUGGCGGACCAGGAGAGCAGCGACACCGAGCUGCCGGCAGAGGGCGCCACUGAGAAGAGAGGAAUUCAGGCGAACUCCCCCUACUCCCCGCUGAAGAAGAGGGUGGAGGUGAAGAAGAGCAGGCGUCACCCCAUUAGCCGGCCGCCCAUGCGCUCCCCCCUCUCCAUCGUCAAGCAGGAGGCGUCCAGCGACGAAGCAGAGGGCGAUAUGGAGGACGAGGUGAAGCAGACGGCCGAGUGCCACCUGUGGCAGAACCGCUCGCCCAACUUCCUGGCGGAGCGGCGCUUCAACGCUGCGGUCGCACCCAUGGAGCCGUACUGCGCCAUCUGCACCCUGUUCUCCCCCUACACACAGCCCCAGAGAGACCCCUCCCUCCCGGCGGACGCCCCCCUCAGUCCUGUGUCCCGCUGCGGCAGUCGCACCCGCCCCCUCGUCCCGGAGAUGUGCUUCAGCUCGGGGGCGGAGAACACCGAGCCCCCGCCCUCCAACUCCCACAUUGGGGACGACGGCACCAGCGUGCUCCUCGCCUGUCCCAGCUGCAGCCUGCAGGUCCACGCCAGUUGCUACGGCGUCAGGCCUGACCGGCUCAACGAGAAGUGGACGUGUUCGAGGUGUACUGCGGGGGCCUGGACUGUGGACUGCUGUUUGUGCAAUUUAAGAGGAGGGGCGCUCAAGAUGACCACAGACGGAAGGUGGGUGCACGUAAUCUGCGCCAUCGCCGUCCCGGAGGCCCGCUUCAUCAACGCCAUCGAGCGGGAGCCGGUGGACGUCAGCGCCAUUCCCGAAAACAGGAAGAGCCUGAAGUGCGUUUACUGCCACAAGAACACGAAGGAGAUCCGCGGGGCCUGCAUCCAGUGCUCCUUUGAGAACUGCUCCACCUCCUUCCACGUCACCUGCGCGCACAUCGCCGGGGUGCUCAUGAAGCCCGCCGAUUGGCCGUACGUGGUGUCCGUCACCUGCCUCAAGCACAAGACGACCAAUCUCAGAGUGUCGCGGCCGGGGUCACGGGAGCUAUCGAUCGGCCAGCGCGUGAUUGGCCGGAACCGCGACGGCUGGCACUACCGCUGCACCCUCAUCGGCAUGGCGACGCAGACCUUCUACGAGGUCAACUUCGACGACGGCUCCUACUGCGACAACCUCUAUCCCGAGAACGUGAUGAGUCAGGACUGCCUGCGUCUGGGCCCUCCGGAGGCUGGUGAGGUCAUCCUGGUGUACUCGCAGGAAGGCAAAGUGGUGAACGCCUCCUUCGUCAGGGAACACAUCCACAAGCACUUCCAGGUGGAGUUUGAGGAUAAGUCGCAGAUGACUCUGAAACGCACAGAGAUCCACACACUGGAACAGGAGCUGCCCAAGAGGGUGAAGUCUCGCCUGUCUCUGACGUCUGCGGGCCUACAGGACGGGGCUCCCUCCGGCGACGAGCCCCAGGCCCCCAAACGCCCCCGCCUGCCCACACCGCCCCCGCCUCCGCUGGACCCCCCAUCGGCGCCCGCCGGCCCCCUCCCGCCCCAGGGUCCCGCCUCGGCCUCCACGCCCCGGAGCGCGCCUCAUUCCGUCCACGCCGGAGGCCUCCACGAGCCUUCUCUUACCCCCACCACUCCUCCCAUGGAGCCCUGCCACCCUCCCGCCCCCGGCAACGGCCCCUUCCCCAUCCGCGGCCACAGCGGCCCCCUGCACCCCUCCCUCGCCCUGUACCACGACGCCGACGGCCCCCCCGGGGCCCCCAGGGACCCCGCCGAGGCCUACACCCCCAGCACCAGCUACGUCUCCUUCAUGGAGUCUCUGCUCCAGGCCCACUACCCCCAGGAAGGGGGGGCGGGCCCCGCGUAUUAAGAGACCGGCCAGUGUUCUCAGCCUUUUCCCCUUUGACGGACAGCAGCUCCUCUGCCUCUGGAAACUGGUGCUCGUUUCAGAAAAAAUGAAGAAGAAGAAGACGAAAAAAAAGAGCUUGUCCGGCAGGGUUGCAUGUUCAUAGGUUUUGUUUAUUGUCAUUAUUCUAACUUUUAUUUUGAAAUUUUGUGACCCCCGUCGCUCGGUCACCGGAAUGGCGGUGGAAGUGGUGGGAAGGGAAGAGCUCCGUCUCGCCCGAGUCUAACCUGCAUGUCUAUACCUGUCCUGAACUGUCCACAUGGGGGUCUCCAAGCACCAACUUCAUAUCUCUCUCUCUCUCUCUCUCUCUCUCUCUCUUCCUCUCUCUCUCAUCUCUCCAUUUCACUAACAGAAAGCAGAACAGAUUUAUCUUUUGUUAAUUUAAUCAGCUAUAACUAUUUUUCUAAAACAAGCCAAAACCGACAGCAUUAAAACCAGGUGGACAAUUCAUACGUUUGUGUACAGUUUCAAAAAAUAAAAUGUUCUUUUAUGUGUGGGACACCAUGGACUUUGGGUGGGUGGGGGUUUAGGGUCAAAACAAGUAUUUAAAUAUGUUACUUCCUUAUGCAUUAAAUAUUUGUACAAAGAAAAAAAAUGCAGUUAAUGCAGAAGGGGUUGUAUACUUUACUGUAGCGUUGUCAGUAGGAGCAUUCAGUUGUGUGAACAUACUGUGUUAAAUAUGUAGUUAUGGGUGUUUUCACGUUUUACUUGUAUUAACUAUAUACAUUAGCAAGUUAUUAACAUGUUUUCCUCUCCAGAGUUGAAUCUGGCACUGUAUUGUAGCACUCUUUGUAAAAGUAGAAAUUUGAUGUUAUAUCCUAUUCACUUUCAUCUGUCAAAUUUUUUUUUUUCAAAGAUAUUUUGUGAAGCUCUGUAAAAUUUCACAAAGUACGAGAGAACCCUGGUUUAGAAAUAGAUGGGACAUUUAUAUAGAAACUUUUGACACAAGUAUUCGCGUUAUACUGCAAAAAAUUUUAAUGACAAUAUAAAUUACGUUCAAAUGAGCCGUCUUUGCAAGGUGCUACCAAGACCCUUGACUACUGAGAAAGCGUAUCCCGUAACUUAGCUGUACAUAGUUGGCUGCCAUUUUGUCGAUGGCAUACUAGCCUUGCUACUUAAUUUUUCUGUGGUAUGCUGUAAUAACCAAGAAAGAUGGCAUUCCUGUGUCAGCACCAGCAAUAUAGAUAUGUAUAACAUAAGAAUGCAAUUGAGGCAGAAUGUUUGCAAGUGUCACGUUUAUUUUAUUUUUGGCCAAUCCACGUAGAGCACUUCUUUUUCUCCUCAGCUUGUGCCCUUGCAAACCUGGCUCAGAGCCCUCCCUCUCACCCAACACCCCCCUUCUGUAAAACACCCCCACCCCCCCACCCCCCAUCUCACUGGGUUUGACUUUGCCAUAAUAGGGCGAUUGAACUCGACGGGGGGGGGGGGCGUAAAUAUCGCCGUUACUGCCUGCCUUCCCAGCAGGGCCUCAGACAUAUCGCACGCUGCGCGAGAGGAAGCCAUUUUGAGAGGAAUGUAUUACCCUUCUCAAAAUGGCCGCCGUGGAAGGGGAGGGGCUGGGAGAGACGACGACGGUCGGCUCCCGCUGAACCUUUUUCCUUAGCUACGGAAGGUUCCGGCAGGUAGCGGGAGCCCGUGGCGUCUCGGAGGGUCAGAAUACAGAUCAGAGUUCCUGGUGGGUCUGUGGGGUUCUGCGGCCACCGGCGUAAGCGCUUAAAGUUUAAAUGGUGCCGAUGAGUAUGCGACUGUGUGCGUUUAAAAAAAGAAAAAAACGAAAAGAAGUUAACCUGUGGUUGCAGCUCUCUCAAGGAAAGGGGGGUAGGGGGGUGGGGGGGGGCGGUGUGUAGCUGGAGGCGAUAUAAUUUCAGAUUAUGUUUUCUGUUUUUGUGAUACUAUGUGUCUGGUGUCUAGCCACUGAAUAAUGACAGUCGGUUGCAAGGAGGUAGAAAAUAUCACCCAGAUAAAAUGGUGUCAAAGCCAGGAAGAAUUCCUAAUCAUUUCAUAGGACUUAGUAAUUAUUUAUCACGUUCAUGCAACUGCUUCACUUUUCCUUCCCCGACGGAUUAAGACUCUAGAUACCGAAGCAGUUGUUUCUAUUUUUCAAAUUCAUGGUUUGAAACUCUUUUCCGUGCUUUAGGGGUCUUUCUACUGUGUUGACGGGGAAGUUUGAAGCUGGCUGUUUACUAGAGAUAUUUUUUAUUUUGUCUGGGAUUCUUACUGAUUUGCAAUAACUUUUGUAAACCACAGAAACGACUAGCCAACCACGGAAACGACACCAUUACGAUGUUUAUAAAUGUUACUCGAUGCGGAAUAAAGUACAAACUGCUAUUGAAAUGUGAAGCCGGGCCUUGGAGUUAUGUUUUAUGAUUAUUAUUAUUUUUUGUCAUAAUCUGUCGGACACAUGGGCUUAUGAAAAUAAAUCAGUGUCAGCACAAUA
Molecule: messenger RNA, 6257 nt
Organism: Conger conger (European conger)
Lineage: Eukaryota; Metazoa; Chordata; Actinopteri; Anguilliformes; Congridae
Gene: kdm4b
Product: lysine (K)-specific demethylase 4B
Exons: 22
Coding region: 374-3784 (1136 amino acids)
Biological process (GO): chromatin remodeling
Cellular component (GO): nucleus
Molecular function (GO): histone H3K9 demethylase activity
Source: RefSeq, a predicted model, not a curated record